GUACUGGGUGGGCUCCCAUCUGUGGCUUGAUGCUCAGCCUGUAAAAGCAGUGCUUUCCUAACUAGCCAGAGGGAAGAACUCAGAGCAAAGGCAGCUGAGAACUUGUUUCCUGACUAUAGAAUCCACACCAGGUUAACAUGGCAUCAGGAUCCAACAUGAUGACUCCCAUUUGCCUAGUGGAAAAUGAGAAAGAGCAGCUGAUGGUGAACCCCGAAGCAGUCAAGGUUCUUGAAAAGAUUACACAGCCUGUGGUGGUGGUGGCCAUUGUAGGAAUGUAUCGUACAGGAAAAUCCUACCUGAUGAAUCGCCUGGCUGGACAGAACCAUGGUUUCAAUCUGGGAAGUACAGUGCGGUCUGAAACAAAGGGCAUCUGGAUGUGGUGUGUGACUCAUCCCACUCAACCAACAUUCACCUUGGUCCUUCUGGACACUGAAGGCCUGGGUGAUGUGGAGAAGAGUGACCCUAAGAAUGACUCAUGGAUCUUUGCCUUGUCCGUUCUACUCAGCAGCACCUUUGUCUACAACAGUGUAGGCACCAUCAACCAGCAGGCCCUGGAGCAACUGCACUAUGUAACUGAACUAACAGAGCUAAUCAGGGCAAAAUCCACUACAAAGUCAUCUGAUGAAAUUGAUGACUCUGAUGAAUUUGUGAGUUUCUUUCCAGACUUUGUCUGGACUGUUCGGGAUUUCAUUCUGGAGCUGAAGUUAGAUGACAAGCCCAUCACAGAGGAUGACUAUCUGGAGAAUGCCUUAAAGCUUAUUUCAGGCAUGAGUUUGAAAAUCCAAAAUGCCAACUUGCCUAGGGAGUGUAUCAGGCAUUUCUUUCCAAAACGUAAAUGUUUUGUCUUUGAUCGACCUACAAAAGAAAAAGAUCUCUUAGUUCAUAUUGAAGACUUGCCAGAAGACCAGCUGGACUGUAAUUUCCAAAUGCAAUCCAAAAAAUUCUGUUCCUACAUCUUUACAAAUGCAAAACCCAAGACUGUGAGAGAGGGAAUUAUUGUCACUGGAAAACGGCUGGGGACUCUGGUGGAGACUUAUGUGAGUGCUAUCAACAGUGGAGCAGUGCCAUGUUUGGAGAAUGCUGUGACCACCCUAGCUCAACAGGAGAACUCAGCAGCUAUACAGAAGGCAGCUGAUCACUACAGCCAGCUCAUGGUGAAACAAUUGAGGCUCCCCACUGACACGCUCCAGGAGCUGUUGGAUGUGCAUGUGGCCUGUGAGAGAGAAGCCAUCACAGUCUUCAUGGAACUCUCCUUCAAGGAUGACAAACAAGAAUUUCAAAAGAAUCUGAUGAGCAGCAUAGAGAGAAAGAAGGAAGAGUUCAUCCUGCAGAAUGAAGAAGCAUCUGUCAAAUACUGCCAGACCCAGCUGAAGAAAGUUUCUGAGCAUUUAAUGAAAUGCAUUUCCAAUGGAACUUUCUCUGCCCCUGGAGGACACAGUCUGUACUUAGAAAGCAAGAUGAAGGUUGGGCUUUACUAUGAGGCAGUGCCCCGGAAAGGAGUAAAGGCAAAUGAGGUCUUCCAGAACUUCCUGCAGUCCCAGGAUGCUAUAGAAAAAUCAAUCCUACAGUCAGACAAAGCUCUCACUGACGUACAGAAGGCCAUAGCAGCUGAGAGGGCUGCAAAGGAGGCAGCUGAAAAGGAGCAGGAACUGCUAAGACAGAAACAGAAGGAACAGCAGGAAAGGAUGGAAGCCCAAGAGAAAAGCUUCAAGGAGAAUGUGGCCCAACUACAGGCAAAGAUGGAAAGUGAAAGAGAGAAUCUGAUAAGAGAUCAGAAAAAGAAGCUGGAACACAAGCUGAAGGUCCAAGAAGAAAUGCUUAAAGAAGGAUUCAAUAAGAAAUAUGAAGAUAUGAAUACAGAGAUACAUCAACUGAAAAAGGAGAUUGAAAAAACCAAGGAAGAAAAGUCAUGGGGUGCAGGGUUCUUUGAUGGGAUUGGUGAUGUGUUUCUUACAACAGUGCCCAAUCGUUUUGGUAAGGUAGCUGGUGCCAUUGCAAAAGGGAUAAGCUACACAAUCAAGUAGACUCAUGAUUUGUAUUAGGAAAUGAAAAAUAAGGUCAUUCAUUUGUCCGAGUCUUAGUUUUCAAGUUAUCAUGAUAUUAAAAAAAAUUCAAAACAAUAAGGGAAUACAGGAAUGGAGAGAUGGUGACAAAAUGCAGCCAUUGUAUUUAAUAUACAUUAUACUAAAACUGAAUGAUGUGAGUUGGGACCAGAGAAAAAAAGUGGUAGGAAAAUGAAGAAAGGGGUGACAUAACAA
This is a messenger RNA of Perognathus longimembris pacificus (Pacific pocket mouse), 2258 nucleotides long. Its product is annotated as guanylate-binding protein 4-like. NCBI's taxonomy places the organism in Eukaryota, Metazoa, Chordata, Mammalia, Rodentia, Heteromyidae. Bases 138 to 2024 code for a protein of 628 amino acids. The transcript is spliced from 11 exons. Gene Ontology annotation, biological process: defense response to protozoan; defense response to Gram-positive bacterium. Gene Ontology annotation, molecular function: GTPase activity; GTP binding. The record is from RefSeq and is a predicted model, not a curated record.